This is a messenger RNA of Paramormyrops kingsleyae, 5292 nucleotides long. RefSeq names its product cytokine receptor common subunit gamma-like. Gene Ontology annotation, biological process: immunoglobulin mediated immune response; cytokine-mediated signaling pathway. NCBI's taxonomy places the organism in Eukaryota, Metazoa, Chordata, Actinopteri, Osteoglossiformes, Mormyridae. The record is from RefSeq and is a predicted model, not a curated record. Gene Ontology annotation, molecular function: protein binding; cytokine receptor activity. Gene Ontology annotation, cellular component: external side of plasma membrane.
UACUGCUCUGAGUUGAUAGACAGAGAGAAAAAAGGGCAAACGAGAGAGAAACAGAGAGACUGACAGUGACGGUGAAACGGAGAGGACCGACAGCGACGGAGAACCGGAGAGACCGACAGCGACGGAGAACCGCAGAGACCGACAGCGACGGAGAACCGGAGAGACUGACAGUUACGGAGAAACGGAGACACUGACAGUGAGAGAGAGGAUAACUUUUCCAUUACUGCUUUGUCUUGCUUUGCAUUGGUCCACUUUUCACGGUUUUCUAGAAGGACACUUUCAAGAUGUUAAUGACGUUCCUGCUCCUGAUGUGGUUCCUCACGAGAUCAAGCCCCUCGCAAGAUGUGAGUUGCCUGAUCAUCAACCUUGAGUAUGUAAACUGCACCUGGGAGCAGAGGAACCAGAAUUUCAACUUUACCUUCUACACCACGUUUGACAAGGCGAAGAACUUCACAGAGUGUCAGCAAUACGUGUGGAUGGAGGACGGCAGCGUUGGCUGCAGGGUGCCUUAUGUCCGAGGCUCCAGAUUCAACACACUGCUCACCAAGCUGCUCUGGGCCAACGUCAGCAUUGAGGAGCACCACGAACUUCGGUCUAUGGUGAAAAUGAACCCGCCCACCAACCUUUCACUGGUAAAGUUGGAAAACAACUCAGGGCUGUGGUUAUACUGGAAUUCCAGCAUGCUUCCCAGUUGUAUGGAGAACGCUGUACGUUACAGGAAAGACUGGGAAUCCUGGAAGGACCUCUCCGUCGGAACGAGGACUUCUUUCAACAUUCCCGUUCCUUCGGAGUACAGCUCCUACACCUUCCAGGUGAAAGUGCGUGUAUCUUCUUCCUGUGGUGAGUCCAGGUUCUGGAGCGAGUGGAGCUCGCCUGUGUUCUGGCGCCCAGCCCGAACCAAAGAACCCCCGGAUACCAGAGGAAUGUUUGACCUAUUCCUGUACUUUAUAAUUGGUGUGUUACUAUUUAUUGCCUCAGUUGGUGUGCUGCUUUAUUACAAGAGACUCAUUCCUGUAGCACCCAGUCCUGGCAAGAACCUGAAGGAUCUUCUUCAUACUUACAAUGGAAACGUCGAGGAAUGGCUGCACGCCUGUAUCCCCAAGGAGUUGGUGGAGGGCUUCAAGCCCAAUUUCUGCGAGUCAGCCUGCACUGUUCGUGAGUAUAGGCUCAUCCCACAGGCCACACUCCAGCGCUCCACCUGCUCCCUCCCCUUCCUCACUGACCAAUCAGAUGGCACGGAUUGCCUUUUUACUUCAUGCUCAACUUCCACAUCCUCCAUCUCCUCCCCGAUGGGAAACACACCUCCCACAUGUAACGGGCAUCAUGCAGAUGAUGUCCAGCCACCUCGAGUUGUCCAUCCUGCAGUCUGAGUGUGACGUUCUAGACUGGACUCCGGUCAUUAGCAGGGUGUUAAUGCUCAGGAGGAAGCCAGAACAGAAAGAAGCCCACAUGAGCACAGGAACAGGGAGAGGAUCAACCCCAUAACCCAGGGACAGGAUCAACCCCAUAACCCAGGCACAGGAUCAACCCCAUAACCCAGGCACAGGAUCAACCCCAUAACCCAGGCACAGGAUCAACCCCAUAACCCAGGCACAGGAUCAACCCCAUAACCCAGGCACAGGAUCAACCCCAUAACCCAGGGACAGGAUCAACCUCACAACCACAAUAAGUUAUUGUCCCUUUGAAUUUUCAGGCUUAUUACAUUGUAUGUGCAUUAGUCAGCCACAUAUGCUGAAUGUUUUUGUUUUCAGGACAUUCUGGGAUACUCAGGUAUGUCAUAAUUUGAUGUGUCUUGGGCUUGAUUCAUCUUUUUUUUAUGAGGAAAAGCUACUUGCGCCCAGGGGUGUUGCUAGAGAUUUUGGGCCCCAUGAAAGCAUGUCAGGUUGGGCCCCAUGAAAGCAUGUCAGGUUGGGCCCCGCAGUCCAGACCAACAAAAUGUUUUAGGGCUGUGGUCAGUCAGGGGCCCCUGGAAUCACCCUGACCCACCCUGUACGGUGCCCCUGCUUGUGCCUAUUGAAAUUUCUCAAGUUUUAGUCUCAUCUAAAAUAAAAUUUGAAGGCACCACAAACAUAAUAUUAUACAUGUUGAGAUUAGUGUCUCUAUUACGUGGGGAUGCAGGGCUUUCAUUGGGGAUCUUUCUAUGGCGUAAUAUUGUAAAGGAAUACAUGGUUAAUGACAGGCAGAAAUGAACAUCUUUAAUUCUACAUCCAUUUGGUAACUUGUUGAAGUUAUCUGAUAAAUAGCAAUGCAUGGUUUUAUAUUUAUUUUUUUAUUUAUUACUUUAUAACUUCUGAAAGAAGCAUUGCUUAGUUCAGCGAUUCUCAAUCCAUGGGUCGUUCUGAGCGGGUGAUGAGGCAGAGUGGGAAAUGUAAGCAUUUUAAAAUCAGCAGGAUCCUGUGCUGAUCUGCGAUCAGACGGUUUUGGAGUCUAAUGCUGAAUGUUUAUCGUUUUCUGUCUAUAUAUGCAAUGAUUGGUAAAGUGAAAUUAGAGGAUGAAACUCUGCAUUUUAGCCUCAAACAAACCAACUCUCUAGCAGUCAUUGUGUUUACAUGUAGGAGGUGUUCCUGUUACACGAUGAGCACCUUCUACGGAGCUUGACAUCAAACAUACAUACACGACCUUUGUGAAUAAAUAUUGCUCCUCGGGUUCAUCAUUGAUGAUGUGUCCAAGUAGCACCAAGAGGUGUAUUUCAGAGCGGAAAUAUCCAGUGAUUGUCUUCCUAAUAAGUAGAAUGCCGCGUUUUGUUGUUAUUUCCAGUAGCACCCCAGCCAAAUUUUUGUUUUUCUAUUCCUUUAUUUAUAGACUUAUAAUGAAUAAAUUAUAAAUAUGAUUUCCCCAGAAGGGUAGUGCGUGGACCAUUGCGGAAGCGAAUAUGUGCUUUGUUUUCCAUCUAAGUUGGUUAAUAUCAAUAUUUUAUGGAUGCUUUUCCUGAAAAAUGUUUAAAAUAUAUGCCUCUUUGCACACAGAAUUACUUUGGAAUACUUUAGCACACAACAUUGCAACUUGGAGGAUCAUAAGAACAUAAGUUCUCUGGAUUCCAAGGAUAUGCAAUUCAUGUCUGCGUGUUAUACCUAUCAAAAGUAACUAGCCUGAUAUUAACAGGUGUGAAAAUCAAUGCAUUUUGCAUUGGUCGGGUUCUAAUGAUAAAGAAUGCGUAUUAUUAUGCGUAAUGGUACUGAAAUCUGUGAAGGUCAGACCAGAGGUGAAGAUCAGACCGGAGAGGCACACAUUUUAUGGAAGGGCAAUGGGGUAAAAAUGCGCUCAAAUCUGACAUGUCAAGGCAGACAUUUUAUGGAAGGGCAAUGGGGUAAAAAUGCGCUCAAAUCUGACAUGUCAAGGUGCACAUUUCAUGGAAGGGCAAUGGGGUAAAAAUGCGCUCAAAUCUGACAUGUCAAGGUGUACAUUUUAUUAGUGUAAUUUCCACCCAGUUCCAAAGAAACUGCUUACUGUUCGCCCCAACAAAGGAAACAAUCUGCACUAUAUUUUAAUUUUAACACAAACUGUAGCUUGGACUGAGUAGCUAAAUAUACAUUUAUGACUAUAUUGUUGGCAUCUCUGUAGCUUUUAAAUGAACAUUGAAAGUGUAGCAUCAGAUAGCAUUGUCAGAGAUAAUGUAAUUUUACAAAAACUUUGUAUAAAUAUGUUUUUAUAACUUUCAAGAUUAUUUCUUUUAAUGAUUUAUCUUUUAUUAUCAAUCUCAUUGUAUUACUCACAUGGAAUGUUGGGAGGCCAGUCUAAACUGCUUGUUAUUUUAUGUUUGUUGAUUUUGUGUUCUCAAGGUUUAACGUUCCUAUUGGUGUUUCAAAUACAUUUCCUUGUUUCUGCUCCUUGUUCUCUGUGCAUUUGGUUGUCCUGGUUUUGUUUUCCCUUAGUGCUUGGUCAUUUCUCCCUGUCUGUUAAUUGACCUCUCUGUGCCUGUUAAUUGUAAUUACCCCACCUGUUCCUUAUUGUCCCAUAUCAUUAAUAAUCAGUUGAUUUGUUAUGGUUCUCACCUGUCCCCUGUCCAGCGGUCCUGAAGGAACACAAUGUCCCCCUGUCUCUAGACAGGAUCCCACCCUCUGAAACAGCCAAGGGGACUCAGUAGGCCACACGCUGGGCACCAAGUGUGGGCGUAACUGACUUUUAUAUCUAUGAAUUCUGUUCGGCACCAGGCAUGGAAGUAAGUUUACCUGACACGACUUAAGGAAAAUAAGAUGUCUUUAUUAAAGCAGGGCGUGCCUGGAGUUGACAGCAAAAAAAAGCAGAGUAUCCUCAUUCUUAAGAAGUGAACCCCUGAACAACAGAAAAGCUGAGUUCUUAUACAUUUCUGUAACUUCCAUUUUUUUAACCCAUUGGCUAAGACGGUGGCUCCUGUCCACGAACGGAAGUGUGUGAUGGUCUCAGAGGUGACAGCAUUGUACACCUCUGCAUCCCUUUAAGUCCCCAGCCAGACAGUCAUGAUAAUUAACCCCUGUUUAUUAUUGUAGUUUUGCUGUGUUCCUUCCUACCUUUGGUGUUGCUCUGUGCCUUACUUUCCGUUUUUCCAGUUUUUUUUUUGACCCCUUGCAGUCCCUUCAUUCUCCCUUUCUGCUUAAAGAAAUAAACCAUGAUUUACUGGAGCUGCUACCUGGAUCAUCUAGUUACCCUGUUAGUGUAUUAAGUAAUGUAAAUAUUUUGAUUACUUCAUCAAAGUUAUGCAACUCAUUUCAUUUGAUUACUUUAUCAUUAAUUUUCUGACAAAUGCUUUAAACUGCAAUAAUAAACCUGUCAAGUGCCGACGGCUUUGCUGGCCUGCAGUGUCUGGAAAUAAACCGAAAGAAGGUAUUUCUGCACAGUAGAAAGAUGCAAAGCAACAGAAUGAAUGUAAUAUUCUACGUUUAAGCUUUUUAAAAACCAUAUUUCAAUGUAUUCAUAUAUUCCUUUCUAAUAAACAACAUUUUGAUGUGUAACUGUAAUUUAAUUACUUAUUUUUCUCAGUAAUUUUAACAGAUUGCAGUUAGAUGUAUCUUGUAAUUUCAUUAUCUAAUGCUGUUGCAUGUUACUAGCUACUCCCCAACACUGAUUACGGGAGUUGUAGCACAGUAAAUGUCGCAAAAAGCAAUUGCACUAUACAAUUUGAAUUUGAAUUUGUCAUUUUUUUUUGUCCAUACAUCGAAUAACUGGUAACUGGAACAGGUGUUAUCUUUAUGUUUCCCAGCAUAUUUAUAUACCAAAGCAUUAUAACUGGGCUAUGGAUUUCAUUUUUGUUAUACUGUUUACUAUCGUAUGAAAGUAGAUCAUUUAUGGGUACUUUUAAUAAAUUAUAAGCAUCAA